Molecule: messenger RNA, 1733 nt
Organism: Lates calcarifer (barramundi perch)
Lineage: Eukaryota; Metazoa; Chordata; Actinopteri; Centropomidae
Gene: mrpl20
Product: mitochondrial ribosomal protein L20
Exons: 4
Coding region: 277-726 (149 amino acids)
Biological process (GO): ribosomal large subunit assembly; translation
Cellular component (GO): ribosome
Molecular function (GO): structural constituent of ribosome; rRNA binding
Source: RefSeq, a predicted model, not a curated record
CUUUAGUUUUCGCUCAUACAGUUUAGCCUCUCUGAUAUGGAAUGUGUUCGUUGUCUUUCCCGAUCUAAUCGUUAGCACACCGGGCGGAGCAGAGGAAACACUGAUGCCGGAUGUCCUGGGCUUUAAACCGAACAUAUCCAGCGCGUUUGUCAGACGCAGACGGCGUGUGGAUCUGGAUCCGGUCUCCUGUCAGGUGGAAGUGGCUUAAGGUCACUAAUACUAGUGUUUUCUUUCUGCUAAGAGGGAGGUUGUGGUGAAGUAGGCUGAAAAACAAACAUGGUGUUCCUGACGUUAUCUUGUUGGAUCCGAAAUCGUGGACCCGACAGAUACUGGAAAGUUCAAGAACUUCUCAAACAUGCGCGGCACUUCAGGGGCAGGAAGAACCGCUGCUACAGUCUGGCUGUGCGGACGGUCAGGAGGGCUUUCGUCUACGCCACCAAAGCUCGGAAACUGAAGAAACGUAACAUGAGAACGCUCUGGAUCACACGCAUUGCAGCAGCAUCACGAGAGCACGGCAUGAAGUAUCCCGCCCUCAUGCACAACCUUACAAAGAGCAGCGUUCAGCUGAACCGACGUGUUAUCAGUGAUCUGGCCAUCACAGAACCUCGGUCAUUCCUCUCGCUCGCCAAGCUAGCGCAGGCUCGCAAACAAGAAGGCUUCCGUGCGGCGCUGGGUGAUGGCAAAGAGCCUCCUGGUGUCUUCUCCCGUGUUGUUUUACUGCAGUAAAGGACUUGCUACAGUUUUUGGAUCACCAGUUGCUGUGUGGUUUAAAGGGCAGCGCUCCUGGAUUAAUGAGAUGAUCCUGAAACAGUCGACCAGACACACACUCACCUCUUUGCUUUACACCUGCUGUUUCAUCCAUCAAGUAUUUUUCACAUUAUCAUAAAAGGUUAAUUUAUUUUAUUUCUUGUCCAGUGUAACGGGGUUGCCCCGUGCUUAAUGACCCAUAUUGAGACCAGAGUCUGACCACCAUGACCACCAUAACGUGGGUUGUUUGAAUUCACUGACUGACCAGAGAGUUGACAGUUUUCUGAAGUACUGCAUGCACUGUGUAUAAAUGAUCUGACAUGGGUACAUAAUGGUGUCUCACAAAUGUCAGCUGCACACUGGUCUUUGGUGUAAAAGAGAAAAUUUUCCUUGUCACUAUCCCCUUGUCCUUCAAUCUGAAGUAGAGCUACCGACAGAGCCUCGUCCCUGAAGUAGAAAGAGAUGUAAUUUCUCACUCAAGGACACUUUAGCAAGACAGAUGAUUACUGUUGAAGUGCCUUGGUGCCUGGCCUUGAUGGACAGAUUCUUUACUCACUAUGUUCCCCUGCACCCAUUCUGUUCAAACUCAGUGCAUCUCUAAAAGGAGAUUUGACAAAUUUAUGUGGCUUUUCCUACCCUAUUAUAAUCCAAGCCUGCAGCUGCCAUUAAACACCACAGCAACCAGAUCCGCUCCUGCUCCAUUCACUGACUUCAGUUCAGCAUCUCUGCCCUGAAUGCCUCCACUUUCACGAUAGAGGAUGGUGAUUAUCGAUUUCCAUAAACUCUCCCUGUGUAUAUCAGACACAACCUCUGUUAAGUUAUGAUUUGAUGCUGUUGGAUUGUGAGUGUUUUUGGAGGUUGGGAAGAGAAGAGUGACCUCAAUCGUUAUUGUGUGAUGACUUUUGUCUCUGUAAAUAUAUAUUUUACCCUUUGUUGUGGUAAGAUUGUCCUCACAAUGUUUAGUUCAUUAAACAUUUUGAUAUAUA